Molecule: messenger RNA, 6652 nt
Organism: Paramormyrops kingsleyae
Lineage: Eukaryota; Metazoa; Chordata; Actinopteri; Osteoglossiformes; Mormyridae
Gene: osbpl6
Product: oxysterol binding protein-like 6
Cellular component (GO): perinuclear endoplasmic reticulum; nuclear membrane; cytosol
Molecular function (GO): cholesterol binding
Source: RefSeq, a predicted model, not a curated record
CAUGUCCCACCACCACAACCGGAGUCCCCAGACCCGCGCCAUGAGCGCAGAGGAGAGAAGCUCCACGCCCAAGACCUCCACGCCCACACACAAGAGCGCUUCAUCCUCAUCCUCCUCGCAGCGUGACAGCCGGCAGCACACCCAGCAAACAAGGGCUCCCACGAGAAUGAAGCUCCUGCGAAGACCUGAAUGUUGUGCAUGGCGGUUGGGACGUCAAGCUUCCCCGUGGGUGCCAUGUGAAUAAUUAAUGGCGGUGUGAAUGGGGAGUUGGACGUGUGGGCGGUGCAGUGCCGGUAACCCCGGGCGAUGGCUUCCAGAGAAGAGCCUGGCGCGUCGUGCCAACGGGAGCAGCCGCUCUUAAAGUCAUCGUGCAGCCGGCGAGGAUGAACGCUCCCCCCCAUCCCCUGCCAGCUCCAGUUACCUGGGUUUCCGCUGUUUACAGACUACAUCUGCCGAGCUUUUUAUGCAUUCCUGACAAUGUUGGGGGUUGGGAGGGGGAUGGAGGAACGAUAAACAUUUCCCUCUGAUUUCCUGAAAGCGAUUCUUCUUUGAUUAAAACCAGGAGACAGAUAGCUGGGAGAUCAUCGAGGGGUUGAAGAUCGGCCAGACUAACGUCCAGCGGCCAGACAAGCACGAGGGCUUCAUGCUGAAGAAGAGGAAGUGGCCCCUGAAGGGGUGGCACAAGCGUUUCUUCAUUCUAGACAACGGGAUUCUGAAAUACACCAAGUCACCCAUCGACAUCCAGAAGGGGAAGCUUCAUGGUAGCAUCGACGUGGGCCUGUCCGUGAUGUCCAUAAAGAAGAAGGCCAGGCGAAUCGACCUGGACACCGAGGAACACAUCUAUCACCUGAAGGUGAAAUCGCAGGAAGUGUUUGACUCCUGGGUGGCCAAGCUGCGGCACCACCGGCUGUACCGGCAGAACGAGAUCGUGCGCUCGCCCCGCGACGCAUCUCUGCGGGCAUUUCCACCCCCUGCCAGCCGCCCAGAGUCCCCCCAGCUGGCCACCAGCGCCGGGCACGAGGCUAAGGCCAAGCCCACCAGCCUGCCCUGGCAGCCCCCAGCCCCCAGCAGCAGCAGUGGCAGCCUGCCAGCCUCGUACAGCAACGGCCAGAGCAAGGUGGCAGCCUGGCUGCUGGAGUGGGAGGAGAUGGACAAGUGUGCCGAGGAGCUCGCUCACUGCCAGUCCAACCUGAUCGAGCUCAGCAGGCUGCUGCAGAGUCUGGAGAUCCUGCAGAGGACCCAAUCCGCCCCCAGCUUCAGCGACAUGCAGGCUAAUUGUGUAGAUAUGUCAAAGAAAGACAAGCGGGCAAGCAGAAGAUGGAGAACAAAAAGUAUCAGCAAAGAUGCAAAAAUGCAGCUCCAGGUUCCCCUGAAUGCCAGGUUGCAUUCCUCCAACCCCAACCUGUGUGCAGACCUUGUGGAUUUUCAGACCGCGGUGCCGAGGCUGUCAGAUGCCAUCGAGUGCCCCCCCGACUACAUCAAGCUGCAGGAGGACUUCUGCGUUAUUGCUCAGAAAGUUCACUCUCUCUUGAAAUCAGCCUUCAAUACCGUAGCAAUUGAGAAGGAGAAAAUCAAGCAGGUCUUUUCCGAUCAGGAGAAGCUGGGACAGACUGCCCAGAUCCUGACCCUCAGGAGGUCCCUCUCCCAGGCACUGACCCAAAAUGCAGAGCUUCGAACCCGACUCAGCCGCAUCCAUUCAGAGUCCGUCCUGUCUGAGCAAGUGGUCAGCGUGAAUAUCAUCCCCAGCCCCAAUGAGCCAGGCGAGCCGAUCUGCGCAGGAAUCCCCCUGACUCAGCAGACGUCCAAUGAGAGCAGGCUCUCCAUGUCCGAGUCCGUGUCGGAGUUCUUCGACGCCCAGGAAGUGCUUCUGUCAGCGAGUUCAUCAGAAAAUGAGGCUUCAGAUGAUGAGUCAUACGUCAGCGAUGUGAGCGAUAACAUCUCCGAGGACAAUGCCAGCGUGACGGAUAACAUCUCCCGGCAAAUGCUCAACGGCGAUUUGGGAGGCGGGGCCUUCCGAAACGGACGCCGCAUGUGCCUCCCCGCCCCCUCCCCCGACACCAGUAACAUUAACCUGUGGAAUAUCCUGAGGAACAAUAUUGGGAAGGACCUAUCGAAGGUGUCCAUGCCAGUGGAGCUGAAUGAGCCGCUCAAUACCCUGCAGCACAUGUGCGAGGAGCUGGAGUACAGUGAGCUGCUGGACAAGGCGGCUGAAACUGAGGACCCCUACGAGAGAAUGGUCAUUGUUGCUGCUUUUGCAGUCUCUGGGUAUUCGUCCACCUACUACAGAGCAGGAAGUAAGCCGUUCAACCCUCUGCUUGGCGAGACCUACGAAUGCAUACGAGAGGACAAGGGUCUCCGCUUUUUUUCCGAGCAGGUGAGCCACCAUCCACCCAUCUCUGCUUGUCACUGUGAAUCCAAAAAGUUCACCUUCUGGCAAGACGUCAGAUGGAAAAACAAGUUUUGGGGGAAAUCUAUGGAAAUCCUGCCGAUCGGGACGGUGAACGUCAUGUUACCGAGGUUCGGCGACCUCUACGAGUGGAACAAAGUCACCACCUGUAUACACAACAUUCUCAGUGGGCGGAGGUGGAUCGAGCACUAUGGAGAAAUCACCAUCAGGAACACCAGAAGCACCGCCUGCAUCUGCAAGCUAACGUUCGUCAAGGGGAACUACUGGAGCUCGAACGUUAAUGAGGUCCAGGGCUUCAUCAUGGACCAGGAAGGGAAAGUGGUACAUCGGUUGUUUGGCAAGUGGCACGAGGGCCUGUACUGCGGAGUGCCCCCCUCAGCCAAGUGCAUCUGGAGGCCAGGGUCCAUGCCCACCGACUAUGAGCUGUACUAUGGAUUUACCAGGUUUGCAGUCGAACUCAAUGAACUCUGUCCCGAGAUGAAAGACCUGCUGCCUCCUACUGAUGCACGUUUCCGCCCUGAUCAGAGGUACUUGGAGGAGGGAAAAGUAGAUCUGGCAGCCGCAGAGAAACAGCGCAUUGAGGACCUGCAGAGGACCAGGAGAAAGUGGCAGGAAGAAAAUAACAUCAAACACCAGCCCCGCUUCUUCAAGAAGGUCAUCGAUGCCAACCAGAGGGAGAGGUGGGUUUCCAACAGUACGUACUGGGAGCUCCGCAAAGACCCCGGUUUCAGCAAACUGGAGAACCCCAAACUUUGGUAGUCCCCCAGAAGGCUGUGCUCAACAUAUCAUCAGCACUAACAAACAGGCUUUAACCUAUGCACAAUUGUUCAGAAGCUCCUCUAUGACAUUAGUACUGCAGAGUUGUGGACACGACCAGACCUGCGGAGCCCGAAGCCCCCCCCCCCCAGUAUGGCCCUGUCCCUUUUCUGAAGCAAGCGUCCCCCCCAGCAACCUUGAAAGAACACUGACCAAGCUCGUAGAUCCAUCCAAGGCUGUUACAGCUGUCAUGUCUUUGCCUUAAAACAGCAUUACUUUCAGCAGACCCAGUACAACUAAGCUCACUGGAAGCUCUACCUGAGAAGCCCACUGGAUGUCUCUAAGCACUGAUUUAGACUGACGUUUGAAUCGGGUUAUUCAGAUUUCACUCUGGAUCUCUACAUUUACCUUGCAUGUUUACUGGGCUACUUUAAUUAGUAAGAUUUAUGUUGACUUAAAGUGUGCGAGACUAACAAAAUGUUAAUAACUAUGUAAAAUAUUUCACUUUUGCUAACUGAUUAACCUUAGUUGACUACACCACAAAGUCAACAUAUUUGUUAGGGGGGACUAAUUCAUAUUUAUUUGAAUUCACAUUUAUUUAUUUUAGAAAUGGUCAAGGCUGAAAGCCAUGGUUAAUUCAUUGUGGCUGUAUUCUCUCUUGGGAUAAGCAGUUUUGUAUAGGAUGACUAUUUUUAGAGUAGAACUUGAAGAUUACUAAGUUGGUCAAAUAGCUAAAAAAUAGCCAUUGGUCAAUUGAAAUUGAGGUAAACUUCUUUCACUGCUACCUAUAGCUAACAUAGAAUGUUUUAGCUGUUGGUGGUAGCUGGAGUGUUGAUUAUUACACGCCCCUCUGAAACACAGGGAACCUCAGUUAAAAAACAAACAAAAAAAAACCCUGAAAAUUAUGGUUGCCCUGUUUAAUUAUAGUGUAUGGCAUCUAACUGGUGUUCCAGUUCAGGUCCCACGUUCCAGUGGCUAUUGAAGGUAAAUAACCAUAGGUUUAUAAAUACUGGUGCAUGUGUCAGUGAGUUGGCUGCUCAUGGGGAUGUUUUCCAGCCCUGGAUGAUUGGCAAGAUCUAAUGUCUCCUCAUUCUAUUUCAAGCCAUGAUGCUAGUUUGGGGAGGCAAUCACACUGAGAUAGUUUUACACCAUAUGCUGAAGUGAAAUGACUGCGCUUCAUCAUCUCUUCCUGUUCUACGCUAUCCUCAAAGACCACAUAUGCACUGUGGGACAGUCUCGUCCUUAUUAUUUAUUUUUUUUAUUCGAAAACAAUUGCGCGGCUUCAUGGCGCCUAGACAUUGGAUCCAAUUGUACAUUUUCAACUGGUGGCCAAACACUGCCACCUGCUGUCCAUUUAAUAGAGAACGAUUAGCUGGGUCUAUUUUGUAACCAUGGUGAUCACCGUCCUGCUGCACUAUAACAGUGAAGGUCAAAACAUUUCAGAUGGAAAGAUUUCGAUGAAAUAUUUGAAGAAGCUGUGGAACUGAAGCAUGUAAUUCAAACGUCAGGGUUACCAAGUCUCACGUAUCUGGGGUGACAGUCACGCUUUCAGACCCUCAUACAAGAUAUCUUACGGCAAACCUAUAUUAUUCCAUUGUAAACCUAAAUUUAGCCACACCAAAAGAUUUGGGGCAGUUUGCAAACCCUACAGACUAUUUACAAGGUAAUAAACUCUUACAUAUUUGCAUUUUCUUUCUGAAAUUACCUGAAUAAGAAAAAGGCGACUUUCGUAUGUAUUUAAGUAGACCAAUACAAUUUCCCUAGAGAGCAUACAGCUAUAAUUUAAAUCUUAAAUAAUAAAAGUUUUAAUAUAUAUUUUAAAAGUUAAAUAGCCUACUGUGCCGGCCGUUUAAUUAAAAAGAAAAGUAGUGCGUUUCCGUAUUUAGUUUCUCUUAUUUAGAGUAAGGGAAUUGCGCUUUUGGUACGUUUCAUUUACGUCGAUUAUUUUGAUUUUCAUAUCUUAAUUUCAGUAUUUAUAAGGAGUAUGUUAAGCAUAAUGUGUGUGCAUUUUGGGGGUGGGGUGUCGCCAGUGUAAAAGUCUUCUGUUGUAAAGGCAACUAACAUAUAUGCUUUGAAUUUUUAUUUACGUUUAUUGUGAAUUUCCAGCUGGAGGUGAGAGGGCAGGUUUUGUUAGUAAAGCUGUAGUCUUGCAAUGAUCCUUACUGCAGAACUUAAGCGCAGUUUUCUCAUUUUCCUCUUCAUUGUCUAAAAUAAACCAAAAUGUAGGCCUGAAAAAGAAGUUGUAGCUCUUGCAGAAGUUCAACUUGCUGUGCCUUAACACAUUUACUAAGCCCUGAAGUGUAAUACUUGUGUAUUGCUACAGUAGUGUAGACGAAUGUGGGAUAAAGACGCUGCAGGCAGUGCAUUUAUGUCAGUGCACUGGGGCUGAGCAGAGCACUCCUCCAUUGCUUCGUCCUCACGGCUUCGGUUAACCCUUUCCAUUAAAUGCAGUGAAAUUGCUUACUCCCGGGUUUCAGUAAUGCUUAAGGCAGGCUUUGACUGUAAAUCCUUACUUUCAGAAAGGCAAUAGUACCGAUUACUGUGGGGUGGAAAACACGGAGCAAACAGAUUUCUACCUGAUGUUAAGGGAUUACGAAAGAAAGACAGCUCUCAUGCACCCGUGUGUCUUUUAAAGCUUUCAUUUAUAAGUGUGGGCUGCUUUCUGAAGUGUUUUGCGGGAUGGGCGAUGGGGCAUGGUAGAAAUUAUUUUUUGCUGUUAGCAUGUUACGUAAGUGAUUAUUUAUAAGGUUACAAGCCUCGAAUUUCCCGUUUAAUAAUAAUUUAGUGCAAGUGAGGGGAAGCGGUUUUCCCGAUCAGGAAAGACAUUUUCCGCUGCUACGGGCGCAGGCACCGGUCAUUCAUUUUACAUUUUACACGCGAUGUCUGCGGGACGCGAUCCAUCUGAAGUAAUGGCAAUUGGUACAAAACGACUGUAAAACGAAACCCGGCCCUUAUUCCUCAAACUUAAGUUUUUCCAUAGAGAUUUCCCUCACGGGACGUAUUUACGUGGCGCUCCGUUAUUACGGCGAUUUCCUCGGUGGAAAGAUACCGGCUGACUGUAAAGGAAAAACGGAAACACAUCUGUUGUAAUUAGUCACGCAAACUGAUGACACAAAAAAGCACCAAGCGUCUCAGCCACUUAGAAUAUAGUACGCAAGACCGGCUUAGAGUCCCCGGCAGUUCAUACAUCUCACUGUUUAUUAUACACGCAUGUAAAAAAGGACAGUCUGCCAGUGAAUGUUGCGAAUGCCUUACAUGAGGUUUUCCCUUCUUUUCUUUAGGAUUUUAUUUUCUUUUCUUGUUUAAUUUCCAGACUGACGCACAUCACUCGAUGUCGCGCUGGUCUCCCAGCUUAGUCGAUUUAAUCCAUUUUCUGAUGGAUCUCUUCUGAAGUGCAAUUGUAUACCUACAUAAACAUAUCUUUUCAUGAACACUGUACACUGCUGCUAUAUAGUGCUUGUUCUAAUAAUAAAAAAAAAAAACAAUUCA